This is a messenger RNA of Triticum aestivum (bread wheat), 738 nucleotides long. RefSeq lists its product as uncharacterized. The transcript is spliced from 3 exons. The record is from RefSeq and is a predicted model, not a curated record. Bases 122 to 439 code for a protein of 105 amino acids. NCBI's taxonomy places the organism in Eukaryota, Viridiplantae, Streptophyta, Magnoliopsida, Poales, Poaceae.
CUCAGGUCCGUUACAACAGUCCUGUUCCUCGGUGAGACACGUAAGGCCGCCGUCUGAUGCAGAAACUCGCCAUCACUGCUGCAGUAAAUGAUGUCCGCGUAGGUGCAGGACAGCCGGAUAUAUGGCGGCCUCCACUUCUUGCAAAAAAAAGAGCAAUUCCCCUUCACCCGGCGGCCCUAGCCUUCUCCCCCACCCCUGCGAAUCGAAAACGACUGAAGGUGAAGCAAUGGUGGCGAACGGAAGUGUGGCCAUGUGUGAUGAACAAGUGCAGAACGGGCUUGAGUUUCUGCUAGAUCCAGUAGACAGGCUUCGGAUUGGGCACGCUCCCCCUGAUAGAGUGCCAUGUGCUGGUAGAGUUACUCCACUGGAAGAAACCAUAAGGAGAUAUGCUAACAAACCUUCAGAAAGUGCAGUAAAGCCAGAGAUUGGGGAAACCUGAACAACAGAAUAGCAGAUCUUGUCGUUGCGAGUGCCCCGCAAUGGUCAGAUUACUAAGAGUUGCAGACAAUGGAUGGUACAUUGCUGAGCACUGGUCAAGCCACAAUCAUUCGCUGUCUCUCAGAUGCGGGGAAAAGGUUCAUUGGCCAUCCCACAAACACAUAGAUGUGUACACAAAGGAUUUGGUGAGACAGCUUAGGGCCAACAAUGUGAACCUAAACAAAGUGUACAACAUAGUUGGGAGCUUUUUUGGUUCGUCACAGAGCAUUCCUUUCACAAAAAGGUUGUUGCACAAUUUGU